AUAUGCGUACGUUCCGAGUUUGGGGUUCGACGCUGAGCGAGGCAGCGGGUUGGACGACUUCGCGUAUUUCGGGAAGGAGGGGCCAUACGGGGGGGGGGCCUUGACGUUGUUCCCCCCUCAGGUUCUCCUCGCGGUCGGGCGGCGCUCAUCUUUGUCCGUCGAUGGCGGACGGGGGGAAGAGCGGAUUCAGCGAACAUGACGACCGUGUGGGUGGAGGAGGCAGCAGCAACAGGGGCUUCGCUGGGCGGCGGAGAAAAGGCCGCGGCCCGUUCCGGGGGAAGAUGUACAGUGAGAUGAACCACCAUCAGAAGAACUGGAGCGGUGCAGGCUCUGGUCCUCGUAGUCGGGGAGAGGAUGAGGAUGUUCUCAUGAGUGACCCCCAUGACCCACUGCGAUCACGCUAUACACCAUACGGGCACCGGCCAAACAGACCAGAUCGGGAGCGGGGUGGCCUGAGCAAUAUAAACCUCACAGUGCGAAAAAAUCUGGGUGUCUCAGAGCAGUCUUUUCCCAUCGGCUGUGCCUCCAGGACCACCUGGUUCAAAAUUACGAUUCCCUAUGGGUGGAAAUAUGAAAAGGGAUGGCUUUUUACCACCCUUCAGAGUGUGUGCACUGUUCCCUUCAUUCCUUUGGAGGUUCACUAUGCCAACAAUCGAAUUGUGUUUUACGUUGACGAUAGUGCUGCUGCCAAUGCCCUCAGGCAUGUGUCUCGGAAAAUCGUCGACUCAGACGGCUACAAGGUGCAGCUAAUCGUAUAUCCAUGCAACCGACCGCCAACUGUCCAGCACGAUCUGAAACCAGAAGAGCUCGAACACUUGACACAAUGUAUGAGUAAGAGAUAUGAUGGUUCACAACAAGCCUUGGACCUGAAGAGCCUUCGCACAGAUCCAGAUCUGGUGGCACAAAACAUCGAUGUGGUGUUGAACCGCCGAAACUGCAUGUUGAAUGUGCUUCGCAUCAUUGAGGAGAACAUCCCCGAGCUUCUCUCUUUGAAUCUCAGCUACAACAAGCUCUACCGGCUGGAUGACAUGGCUGAUCUUUGCCAGAAGGCUCCCAAUCUGAAAAUCCUCAAUUUGUCCAGCAACCAGUUGAAGGCGGAACGUGACCUGGACAGAUUGAAAGGAUUAAAGCUGGAGGAACUGUGGCUGGAUGGCAACCCACUGUGCGAUGGCUUCGCGGACCAGUCCACCUACAUCAGCACUGUCCGGGAACGGUUUCCGAAGCUGCUGAGGCUGGAUGGUCAUGAACUGCCCCCUCCCAUCUCCUUUGAUGUGGAAGCACCUCCUACUUCUCUGCCUGCCUCCAAGGGCAGUUAUUUUCCUUCGGAUGACUUGAAGGUACUGAUUCUCCGAUUUCUGCAGCAAUACUUCACUAUCUAUGACUCGGGGGACCGGCAAGCGUUAUUGAACGCCUACCACGAUGGAGCCUGUUGCUCCCUGAGCAUUCCCGCCAUAAAGUACAAUCCUUCCCGGGGCAGUUUGUCUGAAUACUUCAAGUACAGCAGGAACGUGAAGAAACUUAGAGAUCCCUCCAUGCGUUUCCGGCUUCUGAAGCAUACACGGCUGAACGUUGUGGCCUUUCUCAACGAGCUACCCAAGACUCAGCAUGACAUCAACUCCUUUGUGGUGGAUGUCUGCGCACAGACGAACACACUACUGUGUUUCACGCUUAACGGGCUCUUCAAGCAAGUGGAUGGAAAGUGUCGGGACCUUAUGUGGGCGUUCAGUCGCGUGUUUAUUGCUGUGCCUGCCGCCAACAACGGGCUGUGCGUUAUUAACGACGAGCUGUUCAUUCGCAAGGCCAAUGAGGAGGAACUGCGCAAGGCCUUUGACAUGCCAGCGCCCACCCCCUCUUCCAGCCCCGUGCCGACCCUCUCCGCAGAGCAGCAGGAAAUGCUGCAGGCUUUCUCACUGCAAUCUGGCAUGAACCUGGAGUGGUCUCAGAAGUGCCUCUCAGACAAUGGUUGGGACUACACACAUGCUGCUGGUGUGUUCACCCAACUCAAGGCUCAGGGGAAGAUCCCGGAAGUGGCUUUCCUCAACUGAGCAUCGGCCCCCACCACCUUGACCAAAACUUAGGGAAACUGCGUUUUAUCUUUUGGAGAGUUGUUUUUGUAAAUAAAUGAGUUACACUGUGUAAAUUAAGAGACUCCCUCCCUUUUGCAACUGUGAACGCCGAGGCUGUUCUUCAAUAGAGUUGGAGGCACAGGCUGUGAUGAGCACUCGAAGUGGCAGCAUCUGGUACCUCUGGUGACAAAAGACGAUGGGAACAGUACUGUAUAGACUGCCGUUUUAGAGGACUGAGCUGCCCCGUGUGCAUCAUUUGGAUGCCAAAUUAUGGAUGGCCCCCCAUCUGUGUUUCUUUUCUCCAUUUUAAUUUGGAUACCUGGUAUAUUUUUAGUGUACUCUUUAUCUGCUCCUUUUUCUGCUGCAGUUGUCUCAAGAGUAAUGUUUUGUAUGCCCCAGGGUAACAAGGGGUCAACAGGUCAUGGCUCGAGUGUUUCGGAGCUCCCCCUGCCCUCUGAGACUAGAAUCUUUUGUGUAUUGGGUAGAGGCAAGGCCCCCAGUGCCCUUAUGCUAGACUGCUGAUAUUUCCAUGGACAGUGGCUUCCCCCCUGUGGGUUUAGGAACCAGGCCAUGCCCAGACCUCCAAAAGCGAGUCCUCCAAAGCAUAACGCCUACAACGGUGUCACCUUCCUCUUUGGUGUUCUUGGGCUUCCGUUGUUGCUUAACACUUAAAAGACAGGAAGGAUGGGCUGCAUGCUCAGCAAGGUGCGGGUUCUGUGUUCCUCCUCUGCCUGUAGUUCUUUCAAGCAAAUGUGUUUAGUAAAAUCUAUUCUUAAAA
Molecule: messenger RNA, 2844 nt
Organism: Sphaerodactylus townsendi
Lineage: Eukaryota; Metazoa; Chordata; Lepidosauria; Squamata; Sphaerodactylidae
Gene: NXF1
Product: nuclear RNA export factor 1
Exons: 21
Coding region: 162-2045 (627 amino acids)
Biological process (GO): poly(A)+ mRNA export from nucleus
Cellular component (GO): cytoplasm; nucleus
Molecular function (GO): RNA binding; protein binding
Source: RefSeq, a predicted model, not a curated record